AUGUACCAGCCACAGUCCCAGACCCCAGUCCCAGACCCCGUACCCAGCCACAUACCCAGACACCAGUACCCAGACCCCAGUACCCAGACCACAGUACCCAGACCAACCAGUCCCAGACCCCAGUACCACACCCACAUACCACACAUACCCACAGUACCCAGACCCAGUACCCAACCCAGUACCCAGACCCUGUACCACACCAUAGUCCAGACCACAGUACCAGACACCAGUAGCCCCCAGCCCCACAGUACCCAGACCACACCAGUACCCAGACACCAGUACCCAGACCACAGUACCCAGACACCAGUACCCAGACACCAGUACCCAGACCACAGUACCCAGACCACAAUACCCAGACCCCAGUACCCAGACCCCAGUACCCAGACCACAGUACCCACACACCAGUACCCACACACCAGUACCCACACACCAGUACCCACACCACCAGUACCCACCAACACCCAGACCCAGUACCCAACCCGUCCCACACAGUUACCCAACACCAGUUCCCCACGACCACCAGUACCCACACCAACAGUACCCAACCACAGUACCCAGACCACCUGUACACAACCACAGUACCCACACCGUACAGCCCAGACACCAGUUCCCAGACCCCUGUACCCAGCCACAGUAGCCGACCACCAGUACCCAGACCCCAUACCCAGAACACAGUACCCACACACAGUAACAACCAACACCCAGUUCCCCACCACAGUACCCAGACCACAGUAA
Messenger RNA from Pecten maximus, 735 nucleotides. Its product is annotated as extensin-like. Bases 1 to 735 code for a protein of 244 amino acids. The transcript has a single exon. NCBI's taxonomy places the organism in Eukaryota, Metazoa, Mollusca, Bivalvia, Pectinida, Pectinidae. The record is from RefSeq and is a predicted model, not a curated record.